AUGGCUUUCUUAACUCUAACUUCUGAAGUUUCUCAACCAUUCGUCAUUCCAUCUCUAUCUCCAGUUUCUCAACCAAGCUCGAGAAAAAAUUCUGAUGCCAGUGUCAAGGACAUCGAUGAACUUGACAGAAUAUUAUCUACUGGUAACAUGAGAGAAUCUGCUAUUGUUGAUGGUAAUGCUGUUAACUCUAACUCUAACCGUUCAAGAAAAGGUUCUUUGAGUUUAUUAUAG
Molecule: messenger RNA, 231 nt
Organism: Maudiozyma saulgeensis
Lineage: Eukaryota; Fungi; Ascomycota; Saccharomycetes; Saccharomycetales; Saccharomycetaceae
Source: the annotation of a GenBank genome assembly